CGGUCCGUCUGCAGAGCCGCUGCACAGGAGAAGCGCUCUAGAUUCAAAAUGGCAUUCACCGCAACGAGGACGCUCUUCGCCUUAUUCGUCACCUUUUGUGCACCGGGACGCGGACUAACAGCAGAGAAGCCCCUGCGGCAGCACAGUACGAAGCAGACAUCCGUGGACAAGAGCCCGAGGGCGGGCUGGGAGCCCACCAUCCAACUGGAUGGGAGGCCAGUAGAGCACCACAGCAUCGGCUCCAGCAAACACAUGAGGUCUCAUCGCUUCGUUAAAAUGGGCAAGGACAACCGUUCUCAGCUACUGGAGGAUGUAGAUCCUGAAUGGGUUAACCUGGAUGGCUUUGCUGUGGUGGGUGAAGCACCUGUUCACAACACAUCAACAGGUCCAGCUCUGUCGCUGUCCACAGCUGCCAGACCUGAGCCGCCUGUCCAGGCUGCCAGCAGGGUGUACAGAACAGCUCACCCGUCAGGUGGCUCUGCUGCCAGAAUACGCAGGAGGCCCCCUCAGUCCUCCUCCAGCUCGGGACAACCAGAGAGGGCCUCAGCAGGAACCCGCCUGCCGGACCGGAGACGCCAGCACCACACUAAACCCCAGUCUGACCAGAGGAACCGCAACUCCGCCAAACUAGCAUCUGAGUCGGUUCAUGUGGUGUCACUGCAGGCACAGAAGACACUGGGUCGGAGCGCAGCCGGCACCAGAACCAUCACCACCAAAAAAACCACACCAGAGCCAGAGGAGUAUGAAGCCAAGGACAUCAGCGUGAGGGUCAUGUCCGCUCAGUCAGUCCUCAUUUCCUGGGUUGACCCUGCCGUUGAGAUGGGGAAAGUUGCCCCUGGGGGAUCCAGAUACUACACAGUGAAGUACAGGGAGAAGGGUGAGUCGGCACGUUGGGAAUACAAAGACAGCACACAGAGAAGAUUGAUGAUAGACACCCUGUCUGCUGACGGCAUGUAUGAGUUCUCUGUCAGAAUCUCUGAGGGAGAAAAUCACGGCAAGUGGAGUGUGUCAGUCUUCCAGAGGACCCCUGAAUCAGCACCCUCUGGUCCACCAGAAAACUUUGAGGUAAAGCCACUCAGAGGGAAAGGGACUGCUGUCACAGCAACCUGGGAGGCACCAGAAGAACCCAAUGGAAGGAUAAGAGAGUACAUCCUGUCAUACGCACCUGCUAUGAAGCCAUUUGGAAUGAAAACUGUGACAUACCGUGGCAGUACUACCUCAGCCACCAUAGAUGGUCUGACACCUGGGGACCGCUAUAUCUUCAAGAUCAGGGCCACUAACAGGAGAGGACAAGGGCCACAGAGCAAGGCCUUCAGUGUUGCAAUGCCAGGAACCAGCAGUGCUGCUUCAUCAUCCUCAAAACAAAAACACCAGGACAGCCGCAGAACAAGUCAGCCAUCCUCUAAGCAGGAUAGUUACGAUGAUGACACUGACCAUCAACCAGCUGAGGUAACAACAGAAGAACCAACCAGACCUCCAACUACAACCCAGACUCCUCCUCGACACAGGAGACUACGCCCCCUCUCUCAGUCACGCUCCUAUCACAGUAUCUUCUCAUUGAGGGGCUCAGUCCGGAAUGGAGGGACCAGAGGCAGCUCAGCAAGAGACAGCGUGCGCGAGAGACAGGCAGAGGAAGAGGAAGAAGAGGCACAGGAGAAAGCCACCACCUUGCCACCUCCAGCAGGAGAGACCAUUGAUAAUGAGGCUGUAGAGAGGAAAGAACCAGACAACAAUGUUGUUUCCCCUGAAUCAGAGGAUAGAUUGGGUAAUGAUAAAGAGAACCAGCCCCAGACUCCUGAGACCCCCAGCCUCAAAUCUGAGGCUCCCUCCCCAACCAAACCUGUUUCCAACCCCCCCAAGAUUCCCUCUCGAAGACCCAUCAAGAUCAGGGUUCAUGAGAGACCAGGAUCCAAGACUUCUUCCUCCUCAGCAUCAUCCCCCUCUACCUCUUCAUCUUCGUCUUCUUCCACUACCUCAGCCGUCUCUUCUUCUCUGCCUAUUGCCUCUCAUACUCAGGACUCAGCAGCCAGUAUAAAAGAUGAUACGGCCUCCACUUACACACAGAGUAAAAACACCAAUGCUCAGACCGCUGUAACACAUGCCAAAUCCUCCACACCUGCCCCAAAACAGACUGUAUCGCAGCCUCAAAGAGAGACACCACCUGCUGGCAGAGAUGCUGCUGUAGCAGGGCGCACCAGCGGCUCUGGAUUUGGGUCAAGAUUGGGGUAUAAUCGGAGAAAUCCUGGCAUUCUAACAAGAGGGAAUUCCAAUCGAUUGCUGAAUGGUUACAAAACUGGGUCAGUAUCUACUGCCACCUCUCAGUCAAAUUUACCGAGCAGAACUCAGAACCAAGCAAAAUCAAACACACACAGUUCAGGAUCACAGUCCACUUUAGCAACUGGGUCUCAAAACCAAGACACAUCAAAUGCUUUUAGUUCAACAGCAGCCAGGUCCAGUGUACGAACUGGUUCAGAGAGCCAGUCAACAUCAAAUAAAGACAAUUCAGACACAUCACAAACCAUGUCACAGGCCACUUCACAGUCCAGAUCACACAACCCCGCAACUUCCCAUGUACAUGAUAAAGCCACCAACCCAUUAACUUCACUAAGUGGAUCACAGAGACCCGCUGUCACACAAGAAUACAACACAGACAUCUCUCAAUCAACUUUGCACAGAGGGUCUCAUGAUACUGCAAGUUCACACAACACUCGCAGUUCACACAGUUCAGAAACACCAACUGAGCAAGACACAACAUACAGCGAGGGAGAUGAUGACAGUGAUAACAUAAAUGCAGAAAAAGAAAAAGACAAAGAUGAAGACCCUACAGAGGCAGAUAGGCAGGGUAAUGAAGAAAGAGAGAGCAGCUAUGAAAAACCCGCUUCUUCUCCUUCAAGGGUUUACCCCUCACUUGCUGAGAGAUACCCCUCUCUUGCUAGCCGUUAUCCGGGCAGGUUUGGUUUGGGGAAACGGGUUUCAUCUUCCAGACCGGAUGGGCGGCUCCCCCUGAGCAGGACAUCCUCCUCCGUUGGGGCAGGUCGACCCAAUUUUAGGGUGAAUCCCUCUAGGGUCUCAGGGGCCACAGGAGGUACAAGUGUUUCCACCAUACAGGAGACCAGUGAAGAUCUGAGGACUCCUUCCACCCAUAACCCAUUGAAGAAUGGGAGGGGGGCAGAUUCACUCAAACCUUCUUUAACUAAUGGGAAUACAGCAUUUAGUGGAUCCAGACAUUCAACUACCUCUUCCAGUUCACCUUCUUUGAGUUCUUCAAACACCAAUUCCCACCAUUCUUCAGAUGACAAUGUUAAUGAUCCUGAUGAUGAUUUACUUUAUGUGGGGGAAAAAGACUCAAACAGGAGAAAAGAAAAGAACCCAACUCCAACAGCAGCCCCAAAAACUACUACCGUAGUGUCAGUUGAUCAUCAAAGAACAUCAGAGGUGGACAACCAAAGUGGUGAUACCCGGGAAUCCGCAACUAAAACCAAGACUGGCUCAUUUUCUGCCAUCCCUCCAUCUCAAAGGCGCUCAGUUGUAGGGGCUAAUGGGAGGGCCCGUUCUUCAUUGCUGUCUAAUAGGCAGUUAGGUGGCUCUCGGUUACCCUUCCGAGUGCAGCCAAAACAGAGUAGGUCGGGUUCUUCACCGUCAGAUUCCUCCACAUCCUCCUCUUCAGCAUCAUUUGCUUCUGCUUCUUCCUCCUCUAAAUUAGCUGAGCCAAUGUUGACCUCAGAUCGGGGAGUAAGUAGUGGCACUAGUGUUAGUAGGACGGGUAGACAAUUUGGAGGGAUCUCACAGUCAUCAUCAUCAUCUUCAUCAUCAUCUUCAGCAGCAGCAGCAUCGUCAUCUUCCUCCUCCUCAUCGUCUUCAUCCAGCGACAGCCUCAGGGGCCAAGGUACUAGAACUCGCUACCCCAACUCGAGAGGGAAACUGACCAGUGGUGGUGGAUCCAAACCUGGCUAUGGAAAUGGUAAAAAUGGCCGUCCAAACCUGACAACAACACAUGAUAAAGAUUCUUCCUCAACUGAUGACAGCAGUAAAGCCAAUGGUCGCAAGUUCAUUACUGGGCCUAAUGGAAGCAAAUGGAUAGUGGACUUGGAGAGGGGCGUUCUAAUGAAUGAGGAGGGAAAAGUUCUCCAGGACUCUCAGGGCCGACCCAGGAGAGUGGUGAUAGGAGAAGAUGGACGCACCAUCUUUGAUCACCUUGGCAGUCCUUUGGUGAACCAAGAGGGCAUGGCUCUGUUUGGCCAUGGCCGCCACACUCGACCGGUGGUCAAUCCCAAAGACAAGCUCCUCACAGUCGGAGGAAAGCCAUUGUUAGGCUUGGACCAGCCUAACCACCGGACCACCACCACCACUGCUCCCACCACAACUGAGUAUACCACUAUGGCCAGUACCACAGAAUGGGCCUCAGAGGAGAUUACCACUGCAAUCCCAUUUCCAACCUGUCCUCCCGGGACCUACACCAAGACAGAUGAACACGGAUACCCAGUACUGGAUGAGGAAGGAAUAGUGGACUGCUAUCCAGAAGAUGAGUUUUUUGUCUAUACCACGUUGCCACCACCACCACCCACCACCACCACUGCCGCCACCACCACCACCGCCGCCGCCACCACCACAACUACCACCACAGCUGCCCCCACCACAACAGAGGCCCCCAUGCCAGAGCACGACAGCAGGCCCUUCAACAACAGCCCCUCGUCAGAGUUCGACCUGAGUGGGAAGAAACGAUUCACAGCUCCCUACGUGCACUACAUCCAGAAGGACCCUGGAGCCCCUUGCUCCUUGACGGAGGCUCUGGAGUACCUUCAGGUGGAUGUCCUAGCGGACCUGAUGACAAAGGAGAACCUACCCAGCAAUCAGAAUCAGCCGCCCAAGAACAAACCCCACAACAUCACCGUGGUUGCCAUGGAGGGCUGUCACUCAUUUGUCAUCCUGGACUGGGCCCGCCCACUGAAGAACGACAUGGUGUCAGGUUACAUGGUCCACAGCGCUUCAUACGACGACGUCCUCAACAACAGGUGGUCCUCCAGAGUCUCCAGUGGGACGCACUUGGCUGUGGAGAACCUGAAGCCCAACUCCAGGUACUACUUCAAAGUCCAGGCCAAAAAUGUAUUCGGCUUGGGACCAGUGAGUGAUACGCUGACCUACAUCACUGAAUCAGAUGAUCCUCUACUCAUUGACAGACCACCUGGUGGAGAGCCAAUCUGGAUCCCUUUUACCUUCAAGUAUAACAGUGCCCACAGCUCCUGUAAGGGCAGCCAAUAUGUCAAGCGCACCUGGUACAGGAAGUUUGUUGGAGUGGUUCUGUGUAACUCCCUACGAUACAAGAUCUUUAUAGGAGACGGCCUUCGGGAACCUUUCUACAGUAUAGCAGACACAUUUGGCCAGGGUGAGGACCACUGUCAGUUUGUUGAUUCCCACCUUGAUGGAAGGACAGGCCCUGUCUACCUCUCAUAUAAUCUGCCUACGGUCCAAGGAUUCUUCCGCUCAUUUAGACAGGAGCCGGUUUCAUUUGGACCCAUCGGCAGGCGUACGCCGCAUCCUUUCGUGGGCUGGUAUGAAUGUGGCGUGCCCAUCCCGGGGAAGUGGUAACACAGGGAAUACAGAGAGACCCUGCUGCAGGCUCUCGCUCUUCACUGGUCUCACCUUGUAGAAACAAACAGACUUUUGCUGAACACAACAAAAGACACCACCAAUACAGCACCACAGAAAGAGAAUAUAGUACUUUAAAAAAAACACUAAUCUGCUCAAUGUUAUUUCAUUACACUGCACUUUUAAUAUAAAGUAGUCUGUAUAUGAGGGAAAGAGAAGCAUGUGUGCUCUUGCUUAGUUUAACUCUUGUCUUCCGGAUCGGAAAGUGUCCUUGUGUAAUUCCCAACUAUUCCAGAGACAGGUCCCCACCCGGUGUUAUUUAUCUCAUCAAAAAGCAUCUGCAAAACGGGCAUCAUUGGACCAAAGCACAAGCAGAACAACAAACUGUACUAAUGGGCACUUAAGGCUUGUACAGGGGUGUUCAUUAUGGAUGAUGAGGAUUUUGUUGUGUUUUUUUUCAUAUUGUAAUGUAAUGGCUUUUUACUACUGCUUAUGUCUAUUUGUGUUCUUGAACAUUCAUACUGUUUUUAUACACUUUGGUAUAUACCAAAUUCAAUGAAAUGUUAUUGUGUUGUAUGUAUACUGACGAUGAAUAAAAGACUAAAUAUUU
Messenger RNA from Lampris incognitus (smalleye Pacific opah), 6196 nucleotides. It is a transcript of the gene fndc1, whose product is annotated as fibronectin type III domain containing 1. The transcript has 21 exons. The record is from RefSeq and is a predicted model, not a curated record. NCBI's taxonomy places the organism in Eukaryota, Metazoa, Chordata, Actinopteri, Lampriformes, Lampridae. Gene Ontology annotation, molecular function: protein binding. Bases 49 to 5586 code for a protein of 1845 amino acids.